GUCACGAUGAGCGGUAGCGGGAGGAAGCUCAAUCCGCUCGAGCAGAAGCUGCAUCAGGCCGCUCUAGCAGACCCCAAGAAGACGAUCACCCAGAAAGAGUGCGAUGCUCUCGUACCGGAUCCCUCAGCGCGACUUGCCGCGACCAACUUCUUGCUGGGCACAGGACUAUGGAAAGCUCUGCGAGACUCGUCCGGGGCUUUGACAUACCGCGUCGUGACGAAGAAAGAGCUUGAGGUCAAGAAGGAUAUGAGCGGGGAGGAGGGGAUGAUCCUGAGCUAUAUCCAGGCUUCCGGGAACGAGGGGAUCUGGACGAAGCACCUCAAAGCGAAGACGGAGCUGCAUCAGACGGUCAUCGACCGUUGCCUCAAGUCCCUCGUCCAGAAGCAGCUCAUCAAGGCGGUGAAAUCAGUCCAGGUGGGGUACCCGACACGGAAGAUAUACAUGCUCUACCACCUCGAACCGUCUGUCGAGAUGACCGGCGGGCCGUGGUAUACGGACAACGAGCUCGACACCGAGUUCAUCAAGCUCCUCUGCAGCGCGUGCCUGCGCUUCAUUCGCGAUAGGAGCACUCCAAAACCGAAGGGAGCCGACCCCUCCAGCUCGUCCGCGAACCAGCCGUUGCACCCGAUCUCUGCCGCCCCGGCGUAUCCGACCGCGCAGCAGGUGCUGACGUUCCUGAGCAAGAGCCGGAUCACGGAAACGCAGCUCGCGACGGAGCACGUGGAGAAGCUCUUGAACGUGCUCAUCCUCGACGGCGAGAUCGAGCGCAUACCUGCGUUUGGCGCCGCAAUGUGGGAUGCAUCGGAGAGCAACAACGCUGCUGACGCAUCGGGGAGCGAGGACGAGGAUGAGGAUGGCGGCCGUCGUGAUAAGAAGGACAAAAGGAAGAAAAGGAAGCGCCGCGACGAGGAGUCGCCGAGGCGCGACCGCAAACGGAGCAAAAGGAGCCGAUCUGAGUCUGAGUCGGACGCAGAGUCGGACAGCCAGGAGAGCGAGGACGAGCGGGAGCGGCGGCGGAAGAAAGACAAGGGGCGCAAGAAGAGCAAGAGUCGCGCAGCGAGCAACGACGACGAGAGCGACGAGGCGAGCGAGCGGGAGACCCGGCGGCGCAAGAAGAAGCGGUCGCGGGAGACCAGUGAGGGCGAGGACGUCGAGAUGAGCGACGCGGAGCGCAAGUCCAAGUCGAGCGGCAAGAGCAAGAAGCGCAAGAAGAGCAGGCGCUACGAGUCCGAGUCUGAGUCGUCCGACUCGGGCAGCGACUCGGACGGCGGCCGCCGCGCGCACUCGCGCUCCAAGUCCAGGUCGAGCACGCACUCGAAGCGAAAGCGGUCCGCGUCGCCCGAGGACGUGACGGCGUCGCUGCUGGGCCAGGACUACGGCGCGUACGUCUAUCGUGCGGUGCGCCAGGAGCGGGCGGGGGGCGGGGGCGGGGGCUUGGCGCAGACGCCGUGCGUGCGCUGUCCGGUCUUCGAGUUCUGCAAGGACGGAGGGCCGGUAAACCCCCGGGAAUGCGAGUACUAUGGGAACUGGCUUGUGGCUGCGGACGUUGCGAUCGGGUGAACGUGAUGGUGUUGAGUUGCGCUUAGACAAGAAAUUGCUCGUGCGUGGUUAAUUGAGUAGACAACAACGCUUGUAAUAAAUCGAGUGCUCGUCAUGUUGUUGGUGCCAGGAUCUUCAGAACAUAAAAUUCG
Molecule: messenger RNA, 1691 nt
Organism: Dichomitus squalens LYAD-421 SS1
Lineage: Eukaryota; Fungi; Basidiomycota; Agaricomycetes; Polyporales; Polyporaceae
Exons: 7
Coding region: 7-1560 (517 amino acids)
Biological process (GO): transcription by RNA polymerase III
Cellular component (GO): RNA polymerase III complex
Source: RefSeq, a predicted model, not a curated record